Pogona vitticeps (central bearded dragon) is the source of this 2372-nucleotide messenger RNA. The record is from RefSeq and is a predicted model, not a curated record. NCBI's taxonomy places the organism in Eukaryota, Metazoa, Chordata, Lepidosauria, Squamata, Agamidae.
CAUCAUCACUGGCCAACCUGCUCAGUGGUGGUGGUGGAUGAUGGGAGUAGGAGUUGAGAACCUCCUGAAUUCUGGAGGGACAUAAUCCUGAGGUAAAAAUCACACAUUAAAAAAGAGCAGUUAUUCUUUGAGGUGCCUCAAUGUUUUCGUUUUCUUUUAUUAUUUUUUUCAUUUUCUUUGCUUUUUGCCUCAUUUGGUAUUUGACAUCUGAGCUUCAGAGCAAUGGAUGAGGGCCAGUAAAUACAUCAAUGCUGUUUCAUAAGCUUGUAUCCUGUGGAGGCAACCAAAUCCUUUCCAACAGCAUCUGCUUCUUCUCUGGUCUGCCUCCACAUCCAUUUUGUUACUUGUGUUUGCAUUUCAGAGAGAAUCCGCCCCCACCCCACCUCCCGGUUAUUCCCUCCGCUAUAUGGUCGGGUAUGUGGGGAUUGCAAGGGUAGGGGGACAUGACAGUUCCCUGACUGAGAUCAUUUUGUCAUCUGCCCAACUUGGAAAUGAUCUUUGCCCUUCUCAUUCUGAGGGUGGAUUAAAUAACCUCGCCAGCAUUGAACUGCAGGCACUCCUCUUGACUUAAGUUGUUAAGUGAGCUGGUUGACAAGCGAGGGGGACUCAUAUUGUAUUAGGCGGUCAUGUGCCAUUGAGAAGGGGCAUGGCAAAGUCAAAGCCACAGAUUUAUGAGGGCCAUAAAGGGUCAUAAAUCCAACUGGUCGUUAAACAGUUUGUUAAAUGAGACAUGCCUGUGUUCUCUGAACGGUGUGUCUGUGAGUGUGUCCAAUAUCUUUGGCUAGUGAGUGCCCUCCCUGGGCUCCUCCUUUUGAGGAGAGACCCUGCUGAGAUCAAACUCCAUCCCCACAGAAUAGCUCUUGGUGCAUUUACCACAAAUAGAGAUGGGCAAACUGGGAAAACGGCAGCUCGAGAUGGUUUGUGGUUUGUUGCUAUUCAUGAACCAGGAAUCACACCAACUCUGCUGUACUUUCCAAUGAAAUGACUCAUUUCAUGGUUUGUGCAGUUUGGGACUUCUUCUAUAUCUGCAUUUGCAGACUGGAUUUCUUCAGAGUACUCCAAUGGUCUUGUGGGAGGAGAAUCCCAGAGUAGAGAGCUGAGCACUGAAAAUCAUUUUGAAGGAAUCUUGGAAUUCUUGCUUCAUUUGGAAAUAAUGCAGCACAACUGAAGGCUUUAACGUCUGCAGAGAUUCUCCCUAUCUUGGAUCUAAAGUAGCUGCACAGACAAUUUUAAAACAAGAACUGUGGCAUAUCUGCAAAGCACCGAUUUCUGGAUAAAUAAUCAGGGAAAACCACACCAUUAAGUGGUCUUGAAAAGUCCCUCCCAACCCUACUGAUCUCUUCAUCAGACUGCACUUGGAUCUGUAAUCCUGCAUGUUUGGGGGGGUGGUUGGGGGGGGGGAGGCAGCACACUUUCCUGAAGAAAUCAGGAUUCUUUUGCACAUCUGACAAACAGCAGCAUUUAUUGAGAAACUGAGAGAGAUGGGCUUUGAUGAGAAAAAUGUAAUGGAUAUAAAUGGAACUGAAAAGAAAGAGGAAUAUUUUCCUCUGGAUUCACAUGCAGUGGAGAAUGGGCCAGUUACUGUAAACACCACAGGAAUUAAUGCCAAAACCAAAGCAGGAGUCACUUGGAAUCAUCCUGCAUAUGGAUUUCGGCAGAAGAAAUUUCAGCUACAGCUCACUUUUUCCUUUCUACUUAUUAUCCUGCUGAUCAUAGUCAUCAUUGUGUUAUUGGGGCUGUUGAGUAGAAGCCAGGAAGCAUCACCUUGUUUUACAGUUCUAACGGCCUCCUGUCCUGAUGGCUGGGUUGGAUAUGGAAGGAUAUGUUACUAUUUUGCAGAUGAAGAAAAAGACUGGGAAUCUAGCAAGAACAACUGUUCAGCAUUCAAUGCCUCCUUAGCUGUGGUUGAUUCCCAGGAAGAGAUGGGCUUCUUGGCAAGAUACAAAACUCCUGCUGACCACUGGAUCGGUCUCCAAAGGGAAUCAGAGGGACAGCCCUGGAGAUGGACCAAUGGCACCCCCUUCAAUAACUGGUUUCAGGUUCGUGGAGGAGCAGAAUGUGCUUAUAUUAACCAGGAAGGAUUUGCCAGCUCCAGCUGCAGCAGAAUAGAACGCUGGAUAUGCAGCAGACAAAUAGGAGAAUGACACGAAGCAUCACAUGUGCCUUCCUUUUCAUUCUAGCUGCACCUCCAGAAGCUGAUGUAGCCUCAAUGUUCUCGUCCUGGCAGGUCCCACCAUGGAAGAGAGAAAGUGGGUUAUAUCUAUAGCUGUGUGUGUAUGCCGAGCUAUACAUGGUUAAAAUAGCAUCAUCUCUCUGUUUUAACAUCUCUGUACAUUCUGAAAGUUGGAUGAGCUGAGCUGACUUAAAAAAAA